Pisolithus orientalis is the source of this 558-nucleotide messenger RNA. RefSeq lists its product as uncharacterized. Bases 1 to 558 code for a protein of 185 amino acids. The record is from RefSeq and is a predicted model, not a curated record. Gene Ontology annotation, biological process: inositol phosphate biosynthetic process. Gene Ontology annotation, molecular function: kinase activity. NCBI's taxonomy places the organism in Eukaryota, Fungi, Basidiomycota, Agaricomycetes, Boletales, Pisolithaceae. The transcript is spliced from 2 exons.
AUGAUUGAAAUGUUUACUGCCUUGGAUCCUGAAAUUCCUAGGGGUGCCGUCGCCUGGAAACCACCUCGUACACUACUUACCGGAACUGAUGCCGGCACCAGCCAACGGAACAACGAUCACGAUCCAUCCAAUGAAGCCUACCUCCACAUUCCCUGCCUGCUCGAGGCAUUCGACCAUCUCCGGGUGGCACUUGCCAAUGCAGAAGCACGCAUAAUAGGCGGGAGCGUCCUUAUCAUACAUGAAGGUAACUGGGUACGUGCAGAAACGGCUGUGUGGAGACCAGAAGGCAUCUCUGUAUUGAACGACAAGCCUACCGCUUCUGACGAAUUUGGUUUGGGUCGGAAGGAAGCCGUGGCCUUGUACGAAGAAGAUGAAGAUGAGGAUAAGAUCACUGUCGAACUAGACGAACACGGCCCUCUGGACGGCGUUGUCGCAACGAGUCCUGUCGUCGAGUACUUUGAAGACAACGAUGACGAAGACGAGGCUGAGGAGGAUGACUCUCCCCUGUUCGCACUCUCCUUGAUAGACUUUGCACAUACACGACUCGCGCCUGGAUAG